Geosmithia morbida is the source of this 2211-nucleotide messenger RNA. RefSeq names its product origin recognition complex subunit 1. The record is from RefSeq and is a predicted model, not a curated record. Gene Ontology annotation, cellular component: nuclear origin of replication recognition complex. The coding region runs from base 1 to 2211 and encodes 736 amino acids. NCBI's taxonomy places the organism in Eukaryota, Fungi, Ascomycota, Sordariomycetes, Hypocreales, Bionectriaceae. The transcript has 3 exons. Gene Ontology annotation, biological process: mitotic DNA replication checkpoint signaling; DNA replication initiation. Gene Ontology annotation, molecular function: chromatin binding; ATP binding; ATP hydrolysis activity.
AUGUCUGUCCGGACUGUGCCAGUGCGGGAAAGCGAAUCGCUGCGUCGGCGAUCGCGGCAAGCACCCAAGGGCGUUUCCCGAGAGGAUUCAGACGACGAGCUCGGCAGCGACGACCUGCCGUGGGAGUGGAUCUACGAGGGCCAGGCGCCCGAGCGCAAGAGGACCGACGAAGAUGCCAGCCACGAUGACGACCAGGACGACGACAGCACCGGCGAGCGCAAGAGGAGAAAGGUGGCCGGGCAGAAGAUUGUGGGCGCUCGCAUGGGCAGCUUCGAGUGUCGCGCAGGCGACUGCGUGCUUCUCAAGGCCGAGGGCUCCAACGAGGCUUGGGUAGGCCUGAUCUGCGAGUUUGUCGAGAACGACGGCGAUGGCGACAUGGCAGCCAAUUUCAUGUGGUUCUCUACCGAGCAGGAGAUUCGGAACAAAGAUAAGAAGCGCUCCGACUUUUACUGGAAUGAGCUAUACAUUACACCGUCAUGGGACAUCAACCCACUAGCCUCGAUCAACGGCAAGGCCAAGGUGACCUCUCUCGACGCCUUUCUCCGACAGUACCCGUCUGGCAAGAUCCCCCGCCAGUCCGCCGACUAUGGCAAGACGUUUGUAUGCCGCCGGGGCUGCAACACGCGCACGGCAUCCUACACCAGCGAGUUCGUGUGGGAGGAGGUGCUGCAGACGAGCCUAGACGUCUUCAAGAUCAUCGACCUCGUGAAGCAGGGUACGAAAGCGACGCGCCAACGCCGACGGCAGCAGCGCAGCCAGUCGCCCCAGGACGGCGUCUACUAUCCCGAGACGCCAUCUAAGACGGGGCGCGGCAGGAGCGGCAGUGUCACGACGCCGCACUCGAAACGGGGAGGGGCAACACCCGGCUCGAGGAAGAGGAGCAGCAAGAAGCUUGAGUUCACCCCGCUGGCCACGCGCACGCUGUCCCCGAGCAACGUCGAGUCGUCGCCCUUCCAGCUCGCCCGCACGCGGCUGCACGUGUCGGCCGUGCCGACCAGCCUCCCCUGCCGCGAGGGCGAGUUCUCGCUCGUGUACUCGCACCUCGAGGCGUCCAUCUCCGACGGCACGGGCAACUGCAUCUACAUCUCCGGCACGCCGGGCACGGGCAAGACGGCCACGGUGCGCGAGGUCAUCGGUCGCCUCGAGGACGCCGUCAACUCGGACGAGCUAGACGACUUCAUCUUUGUCGAGAUCAACGGCAUGAAGAUCACCGACCCCCACCAGUCCUACACGCUGCUCUGGGAGGCCCUCAAGGGCCAGAGGGCCAGCCCCUCGCAAGCGCUCAACCUCCUCGAGCGGGAGUUCAGCAACCCCAGUCCCCGCCGUACGCCCUGCGUCGUCCUCAUGGACGAGCUCGACCAGCUCGUCACAAAGAAUCAGGCCGUCAUGUACAACUUCUUCAACUGGCCAACCCUGCGCCAUAGUCGCCUCAUCGUCUUGGCCGUUGCCAACACCAUGGAUCUUCCUGAGAGGACACUCAGCAACAAGAUCAGCAGCCGUCUAGGUCUGACACGAAUCACUUUUCCUGGAUACAAUCACGAACAGCUCAUGAAAAUCAUCCAGUCACGUCUCGAGGGAGUUUCAGGCAGUAUAGUGGACCCAGACGCCGUUCAAUUCGCGAGUCGCAAGGUGGCCGCCGUGAGCGGAGACGCUCGCCGUGCGCUCGACAUAUGCCGCCGAGCCGUGGAGCUCGCCGAGAGCGACGUGCAGGGCGACCCGACGACGCCCAGCAAGACUGGACGUGGCGACGCGGCCAAGGCAAAGACGGGCAGAGUGACUAUCGCUACCAUAAAGAAGGCUAUCAACGAGGCAACCACCAACCCUGUCCAGCAACACCUCAAGAGCCUACCCCUCAUGUCCAAGCUUCUCCUGGCGGCCCUGCUCCUGCGGAUCCGCAGGAGUGGUCUGGCCGAGACGACGUUUGGCGAGAUGCUCGACGAGCUGCACCGCGCCAACCUGCGUGCCCCGGCGUCCAACCCGGGACUGAGCCAUCUCCUUCCCGGCGGCACAAGAGCCGGCCAGGCCCGCGACAUAGGUCGCCCCGGCCACAUUCACACUGCCGCCAUCGAGCUCGUCGCAGCAGGUCUGAUCAACCUCGAGGCGCAAAAGGCAGAACGGUCCAACAAGCUCCGCUUGGCUAUUGCCGACGACGAAGUCAAGAUGGCACUGCGCGAUGACGCCGAACUGAGGAUGUUGGGUAUCGGUGUAUGA